AUGCCAGCCGCAGCAGCAGCAACCGUUGAAGCAGCCCCAUCAACAGCAGCAAGAGCAGCAGCAGCCAGUGCUGCUCUAGCAGCGGGCGACGAAGGAAUGGCUGAAACCUCAGCAACCUUUGGCCCCGCUGUCUCGAGCUGCAGCAGCAGCAGCACAGCAGCAGCGACGGCAGCAGAGCCAGCAGCAGCAACUGCACCUGCAGAGGAAGCAGCGGCUGCAGCAGACCCCGUUGUAGCGUUUCUCCUUGAUGAUGAACAGCAGCUGCAGCAACACGUUCUGCUAUGCGACGAGUUGCUGCAGCAGCUGCUGCUGAGCAGCAAAAGGCGGCAGCAGCAGCAGCACAUAAAGCAGCAGCUGCUGCCAGACCUGCAGCAGCUACAGCAGCAAGCCGAAGGCACUGUGGCUGCAGUGGAGCAGCAAUUGCGGGCAGCAGCAGAGACAGCAGGGGCCAUCAGCCGGCCUAUUCAGCAGCUGCAGCAGCAGCAGCAGCUGCUGCAGCAGGCAGCAGACAUAGCGAAGCACAUAAACGCAAUUCAUACGCAACAAA
Eimeria tenella is the source of this 547-nucleotide messenger RNA. RefSeq lists its product as uncharacterized. The annotation marks the transcript as partial. The record is from RefSeq and is a predicted model, not a curated record. The transcript has a single exon. NCBI's taxonomy places the organism in Eukaryota, Apicomplexa, Conoidasida, Eucoccidiorida, Eimeriidae.